Lymnaea stagnalis (great pond snail) is the source of this 1072-nucleotide messenger RNA. NCBI's taxonomy places the organism in Eukaryota, Metazoa, Mollusca, Gastropoda, Lymnaeidae. The record is from the annotation of a GenBank genome assembly.
UUCAAACAGAAACACAAACCCGACAGAUGUGUCCAUUAUAUGGUAUUCAAAAGACGGGCGGGCAGUACCAAGCAGUAUUCAGUCAAAUGUUCUGCAAGUCCAGUCAAAGAGCGACACUAAUGGUACAUAAUUUCUUAGAUCAAAAUAAAAAAAAUGUUCGUGAUUCUUACCACUUUACUCACAGAUAUGAAGCAUGAGUCAAUGAAAACGAUCGAACAAUAAUUUAAACAUAUUAAUGUGUUUUGAAUUUGAUAUGUAUAUUAUCAAUUAAAAGAUCAAACACAAUAUCAAUAACAUACCCUAGAAAUGUUUUGUUAUUUUUUAAUACAAUUGUUAUUAUUCAAUUUUUGCUAACAUAAAUGUCAUGAAUAAAAAUAACUAUGUGUGAACUGGCAUCAAUAAUAUGGAUAAUAUGCAUAUUACGUGAAUGUUUAAAGCUAUUGCUUUAUUAAUGGCAUGUGUUAAAAUCACUGACGUCAUAAAUGUGUAAUUUCACAAUCUGAAUUUUCUAUGUGCUCGUAAGGUAUAAGAAAAAAAAUGUAGAUGUUCUUCAGUGUAAAAGCUAUUUUGCAAUAUUUAAGGACGUUUUCUUUCAUUUUAUGUUUUUAGAUUUCUAUUGUGAGGCAACCAAUGUUUUAGGCUGGACAACCCAUUCUGCUCCUUAUAAACUAAAACGUAGAUGUAAGACCAAACGUUGGAAACAUUUCUUGUUCAAAAAUUAGCAUCCCCUUUGUGGUGCUUCUUCUUGACUUUUAAAUAUUCUCAAAUAUAAAAUUUAAAAAUAAUAAUAAUAAAUAAGAGUCAUAUUAUAAUUUCUUAAUAUUUUAUAUUAGUAUUAAGAUAAGCAACAGUAUUUGUAUUAUUGUUAGUGGAACUUGUGUAACAAAAAAAUGUUUCAUUUAGAUUCAGUAUCCGUCAAGAACUUCACAGCAAAUGGAACAACCAAGUUGACGUACGCAGUGCACAAACGGACUGUUGUUUCACUUCAGUGUGACGUGGAAGGUGAUCCAUUUCCAGAGCUGAACAUUUUUAACGGACCGACGUUACUUUCUCAACAUCAGGCCAAAUCCUC